AUGCCGAAGCUUUGCGGCUGCACCGGUGACUCCACGACGUGCAUGCGUAGGUGGCCGUGGAGUAAGAAGGCUUCAGCCGGACGACGCAGCACGACAAUCGGUGAGAGCGUAGACGACUCGGAACUAGCCACGUCUCCGUCCAUAGCCAAACCAGAGAUGGACGAGUCCUUCACCGCGCGCACCUCUGGCCAAGUGGAAACGCCGAAGUCCAUACGACCCCCGGUGACCUUUGACCUGGACGGACAACCACGCUGUAGACUGGAGAGCUUAGCUACUCAGCCAUCCACCGACGCCUACGUAGCCAUGCGUAAUCACUCUCUCGACAUCGAGGUUGGCAGUAUCUCGCCGCGAUACAUGGAAGCUAACUGCGACGCCAACCGCACUUUCCCCAACUUCUUCAACUCAAAACCAACCCGUGCGUCCACCCGCCUUUACCCCACGCACACCGCCGUGGUCAUUCGACGUGGCUCCCAGCUCGUUCGUGCUGGCCGACCCUUGCCCCUUAGCUCGCUGACUAGUCAGCAGUCUGCGGAGAGUUCCAAGAUUGUCUCAUCUACAACCCCCUCUGCAACUGUUCCCAGUCCCUCUGUCAACGAAAGUCACUCUGGAAAGGAGAAGUUUCUGGAUGAGACGUUUAUUGUUACACCGUUUGCCCAAAUUCUCGCUGGAUUACGCUCAGUGCAGACGAAUAUAGGCUGGCUCACCGAUCAUCAUACAAGCAAAUCUGGGUCGGAACAUGGUGCGUUUUGGAAAACCGGUGAUAAGGACACACCAUCGCCCGUGUCAGCGGAAAACUACGACCUUCUCGCUGCAGCCACCAAGAAAGAGCUUGAAUGGUGUCUCCAACAGCUCGAAAACAUUCAAACCAAGCGACCUGUCUCUGACAUGGCUUAUACAAAGUUCAAACGGCUGCUGAGCCAGAAACUGGGGAAUUUCACCAGUACAGACAAAACGCGAAAUCAAAUCUCCGAGUACAUCUCCAAAACGUUUAUGGAUGAGUACUCAGAGCAGGAAAACAACGACGGAGGCAGCUCAAACGCCCUGGCAGGUGGUAGCGAGGGGCUGAGCACCUCCCGAACCGAUGUGACCGGUUUCUCCUUGGAGUCCUCUGUGGACGAGGCAGAAAGCCGCACGUCGAGGCGGCACUCCAGGCCCGAUCGACAGGCGUCCGCCUCGCUGACCACCACCAAGUCUUCCUCCAUAACCGACCCAACCUCUUCUGUGACCACUCCCAACACAACCGUCUGCGAAAGCAAAUCCGGACAGCUUCCCUAUCUCGGAAUCACCACCUCUAACGACGCAGCUGUCCGGAAGGUAACUGUGUUAUCAAAAGUUUCACGCAUUAGUUCCUGAUCACUUGCCACCGCCAUCAAUGACGUUGGGAGUUACAUCUUGAAGUUGGCUAAAAUGUGGUUCAUUGAAGUGACCCAGUGCUCCUGUAGCGUUUCACUGACCUACAUGCGUGUCAAUCUCCGUCCGCACAAACGGAAUUACGUGUCUUCAAAAGAGGAACUCGAAGAGUCUCUGGAUACGUGGGGCCUGAAUAUGUUCAGCCUAGACGCCCUUUCGGACCAGCAUUCUCUCACGGUUGUGGCUUACCGCAUUUUCUCCAAUCGUGGACUCUUUAGUUCUUUCAACAUCGAUCCGGCAACCUUCGUGACCUACAUCCUUCGAUUGGAAUCAUCCUAUCAGAUUUCGAACCCCUACCACAACCACAUCCACGGCGCCGAUGUCCUCCAAGCUGUCCAUGUUCUCCUCCAAGCCGAAACCCUUGAUGGCGUUUUCAGCGACAUUGAAAUCCUUACGACGCUAUUUGCCUCUGCAAUUCAUGACGUACAUCAUCCCGGUGUAACAAACCAAUUUCUCGUCAACACAGGGCACAAACUGGCGCUUUUGUACAAUGACGCGUCUGUCCUGGAAAACCACCACCUAUCAGUGGCUUUCAAACUGCUAACGGAGCCAGGCUGUGAUAUCUUUGCUAAUCUCGCGCCAAAACAAAGGCAGUUUCUGCGGCGUCUAGCUAUUGAACUGGUUCUGGCUACAGACAUGUCGAAACACAUGAAUCUGCUGGCGGAACUGCGAACCAUGGUGGAAACUAAGGAACUCACCGGAACGGGUUUCCUUAGCCUGGACGACCACAAUGAUCGCAGUUUGGUUCUGCAGUGCAUGUUGCAUUGCGCCGACUUAAGCACUCCAACGAAACCCUUCGAGAUCUACAAACAGUGGACCUUCCGUGUGAUGGAGGAGUUCUUCAAACAGGGCGACAAGGAGAAGGAACUCGGACUCGAAGUCAGCGCCAUGUGUGACCGCGACUCUGUGGUUGUCGACAAAACUCAGGUAGGAGUCCUAGAAAUUGCUGCACUUAAGUCCUCAUUCCUUUCUGACACCAUGCAAUCUGACAGCAUAGUGGGCAGCACGAAGGAGGCCAAUGAAAAGCACCCGCUGACCACACCAAAUCAACUGCCUUUCCAUCUGCGGGAGAUCGGCUUUAUCGAUUUCGUGAUCCACCCGCUGUGGGACACGUGGUGUGACCUCGUGCAUCCCUCAGGCGAGCACAUUCUUGAGGCUCUGGACGCCAACCGCGACAUCAUCAUCAACGAGUCGCCCUUCAAGGAGUUCGAGAACCGAGCCAAAAAGAGCGCCUCCAACUCCAGCCUGGAAAACACCAAAGACAACGAAGAAUGA
This is a messenger RNA of Mesocestoides corti, 2685 nucleotides long. The record is from the annotation of a GenBank genome assembly. Lineage: Eukaryota; Metazoa; Platyhelminthes; Cestoda; Cyclophyllidea; Mesocestoididae.